Aspergillus udagawae is the source of this 1041-nucleotide messenger RNA. Its product is annotated as phosphoglycerate mutase family protein. Lineage: Eukaryota; Fungi; Ascomycota; Eurotiomycetes; Eurotiales; Aspergillaceae. The record is from RefSeq and is a predicted model, not a curated record. The coding region runs from base 1 to 1041 and encodes 346 amino acids. The transcript is spliced from 4 exons.
AUGCCCUUGGACACAGUAUAUUUGACGCGUCAUGGCCACCGCCUCAAUUGGACCAUCGACCACAAAACAGGCACAUACAAAGCCCUGUUCCCAACUCCAACCGGAAAUCCCGCCGACCCAACCCUAACCUCCCAUGGCGUCCGGCAAUCGCACGAGCUGGCCGCGCACAUCGCAAGCCCAGGGUUCCAGCCUAAGCCGUUCCGCGUAUACUGCAGCCCCUUCUACCGCUGUCUGCAGACGAUCCAGCCCGCCGUCGAGGCGCUAAAAGCAAAGCAGCAGCAGCAGCAGCACGAGCAGAGCAGCGAUAUCGAGCCGGGCGCGGACUUUGACGUCAGGAUCGAGAAUGGGAUAGGGGAAUGGUUCGGCCCAACCUCCUUUUUCCAACAUCCCUCCCCUGCCACACCUGCAACCCUCCAUUCCCACUUCCCCAGCAUCCUCCCGUCCAACCCCUCAAAGCACAACCCGCACCUCAUCCCCUCACCCCGCGGCGAGACCAUCGCCCAGCUGCACGAUCGUCUCGCGACCGCGCUGGCAGGCAUCAUCGCCGACGUGGACGCCGAGAUCGCGGCCCUGGAGGCAUCGCAGCGGCCCGACCAGCGCACCAGCAAGGCGCUACUUAUCUGCUCGCAUGCGGCGCCGCUGAUUGCCAUGGGCCGGGCGUUGACGGGCGCGAUGCCGGAGGAUAGCUCGAUGGAGGACUUUUUUGUCUUUACGGCUGGGUUGAGUACGUUUCGGCGGAGACGAGACGAAGUUGGUACCCCUGGGGCUGGGGCGGAGGUGUCGACUACGGAGUCGUUGGCUGCAGGGACGAAGAUCCUGCGGGCUGAGACGAGGGUGCCGGAUUGGCGGGGUGGGAAGGGUGUUGGGGGUGGAUGGGACUGUGUGAAGAAUGGGGACUGUGGGUUUCUCAGUACGGGCGCUGAGAGGGGCUGGCACUUCAAUGGAGAGGAGUCGUUUGAUACUGGGCCGAUGGCGCCGCCGUUCGAGGUUCCUACCGCCCCUCAGGAUACGGCAUCAGCGAAGCUCGGCCUGAAGUUGUGA